AUGAGGCGAACGAUAGAGAAGAGAGUUAAGGCCGAGGGGAGGAUGCAUCGGAGCUGUGCCCCUAUUGGUUAUAACCCUGGUUCAGCUGCCAAUUCCACCUCUAAUGAAGACCUUGGUGGGUCCCACUCCCAGUUUAAGGAAACUAAUGUUUACAUCACUGGCCAGCAGAAGAACUUGGAGUUUUGUAAUCAAUUUUAUCGGUCUUAUUUUGUGCGGAUUGUGCAAGAAAUAUUUGAUGUGAUGACCGACAGUUUCCAUAAACUGGGAUUUAAGUUACAUGUGUUGGUGCUGCAACACUUAUUCUGCAUGGUGGAAUCUAGGUCAUUGACUGAGCCUUUGUGGGACACGUCAACUGUUUCAUAUCCGUAUCCAAACAACGGGAUGUUUGUGAGAGACAGAGAUAGUACACUAUUAAGCUUCUUGGUGCCUCUUUUCCAAAUAUUCCAGCAUAUGAGGUUAGAUAGCCUAAUUGGGUUGUUUGGAGCAGGAUGUCAACCAAAUUCAACUAAUGACCCUUUUGGCCUACCAAGAAUCUCAUAUGGUCUUGUCCAAGUGUUGGUAGAAAAAGAUAGAAACUUGGACUUACAACAUGCUUUGGAAGUUGAUGCUUCUGUGCAAUCUUUAAAAAUAGAUGUUGUAACAAUAUGCGAGGCUGUGGGAAAGGUGUUGCCAAAGCUAAAUGGAAAGCUUACUGGAAUGGAUUUUAGGAUUGAAGCUACUGUGAUGCCUGAAGAUUACAGACAAAAGAAGGUUUUGAUGGAAAAGAAUCAUGUUAAUGCUCUUCAUAGAAAAGUAUCUUGGUAUUUUAGGAAAUUUGGCUAA
Messenger RNA from Lactuca saligna, 822 nucleotides. Lineage: Eukaryota; Viridiplantae; Streptophyta; Magnoliopsida; Asterales; Asteraceae. The record is from the annotation of a GenBank genome assembly.